This is a messenger RNA of Parathielavia appendiculata, 1374 nucleotides long. RefSeq names its product FAD/NAD(P)-binding domain-containing protein. Gene Ontology annotation, cellular component: mitochondrion. The coding region runs from base 1 to 1374 and encodes 457 amino acids. Gene Ontology annotation, molecular function: sulfide:quinone oxidoreductase activity; FAD binding. NCBI's taxonomy places the organism in Eukaryota, Fungi, Ascomycota, Sordariomycetes, Sordariales, Chaetomiaceae. The transcript has a single exon. The record is from RefSeq and is a predicted model, not a curated record.
AUGGCCCCAAGUCGAAUUUUAACCAGGCAAACAGCCGGCGUUACGGCUUUCGCCAGACAGUCUUUCAAGCACUCACCGGCCGCAUAUCGGAACUUCGCCUCUGUUUCGUCAACCCCUGUCUGCCCUGCUCGAAAUCACAAGGUCGUCGUUGUCGGCGGGGGAUCAGCAGGCCUCGCAGUCAGCCACCAGCUUCUGCGGUCUGGUAGAUUCAACCAAGAUGACAUCGCCAUCGUCGAUCCAGCAGAAUGGCACCACUACCAGCCGGGCUGGACCCUCGUCGGUGGCGGGCUCAAAGACAAACACGCCCUUAAGCGCCCACUGCAGUCCCUAGUCGACCCAAAAUUCAAACUCUACUCCGACUCGGUCGCCACUUUUUCUCCAGAAGACAACACCGUCACCCUCGGCAACGGCUCCAAGCUCACCUACGACCAGCUGGUCGUCGCGCCAGGCAUCAAGGUGGACGUGGCCAGCAUCAAGGGCUUGCCCGAGGCGGUUUCCAGCCCGGACUCCAACGUCUCGUGCAUCUACACCUUCGACACCGUCGACAAGACCUUCCCGACCAUCCAGCGGCUGCGCUCGGGUCAGGCGAUAUUCACGCAGCCGGCGGGCGUCGUCAAGUGCGCCGGCGCGCCGCAAAAGAUCAUGUGGCUCGCGCUCGACCACUGGAAGCGCGCGGGCCUGUACCAGGCCACCCAGCCUGAAAGCUCGCCGAUUCAAAUCGCUUUCGCGACGGGCCUACCGGCCAUGUUUGGCGUGCCCAAGUACAGCGCCGCGCUCGAGGCGCUGCGGCAGGAGCGCGGGGUGGAAGGCCUCUUCGCGCAUGAUCUGGUCGAGAUCGACGGCGACACGGCCGUGUUUGCGCGGCCGGACGGCCAGGAGCCCGUGCGCAGGCGGUUUGACUUGAUGCAUGUGGUGCCCAAGAUGGGAGCGCACGCUUUUGUCAAGAACAGCCCGCUGGCCAACGAGGCUGGGUAUGUGGACGUGGAUGACGCCACGCUCAGGCACAAGAAGUUUGCCAAUGUGUGGUCGGCGGGCGAUGCCAGCAGCCUGCCCACGUCCAAGACGGCGGCGGCCAUCACUGCGCAGGCGCCGGUGCUGGUGGGAAAUUUGCUCAAGGCUAUGGAGGGCGGCGGCGAGGUGCAACCGGGAUAUGACGGGUACACGUCCUGCCCACUGCUCACUGAGUAUGGCAAAGUGAUGCUGGCCGAGUUCAAGUAUGGCGGCGUCCCGAAGGAGACGUUCAAUAGGAUUGGGUGGGACCAGGCGACGCCUAGGCGCGCUUUCUAUCAUUUGAAGAAGGACUUCUUUCCGUGGGUGUAUUACCAGUCGAUGGUGAAGGGCACUUGGGGCGGGCCCAAGGGGUGGCUCAACUAA